Molecule: messenger RNA, 1704 nt
Organism: Necator americanus (New World hookworm)
Lineage: Eukaryota; Metazoa; Nematoda; Chromadorea; Rhabditida; Ancylostomatidae
Exons: 13
Coding region: 1-1704 (567 amino acids)
Source: RefSeq, a predicted model, not a curated record
AUGCGAUUUUGUGCUCUACUUCUCUGCUAUCUGGCCACGCUAGCGGGUGGUCUGAAGCAUUCGCUCUGUACAACAUCCGUGCUGCACGUGCGUGGCAGAGAUAUUGUGCAGGCGUCCAGAGGUUCUGUCCUUUUGGUAGUAUUUAUGCCGCUUCAAUGUGCCUCUUGUCAUCGUCAACUCAAACGGCUCUCAUACAUGGCGUCUACACUAGGUGACAUUCGCGUCGUUGUACUUGCUCCUUCGUAUGAAGCACCUGUAACCAUAUCAAGGAUACAAAAUGAGUUUCCACGGCUAGUAAUUGAUCGAGAUAUUGAUAAGGUAUGGCGAGUCUAUGAAGCGUCCAACCACGAUCAGAUUGUAUUUGACAGAUGUAAUCGCGUUGCUCACGUGCUAUCACACCCACGCAGCGACAUGACAUCGUACCGUGACACGUUGGAUGCGAUCGAUAGUGCACGUGACCACGCUCCGUGUGGUCCGUGCCAGCAUGAUGUUAAUCGAAAUGACUUGAACACAGGAUCUCGAAAGACAGCCAAGAGUGUUGAUGCGUUCGUGAAAAUGUCUACAGUACAACAACGGCAACGACAGCAGCAGCAGCAACAACAACAACAACAACAACAACAACAACAACAACAACGGAUAGAUGCUCGCCGAUAUGAGGAAGAUCGCAGAUCGAAUUCGAAGCCAAUUUUGAAUGUGCGGGCAAAUUACAAUCAGCGAAUAGCACAACAAGAUCGCGAUGCGCAGCGGCAGUAUGUGCAAAUGCAUCAGCAGCAACAACAGAGCUAUCAAGCAACAGCAACAACUGCACAUCCGGAUAGGAGCCGGCAGCAAAACAGCAACUAUCUUCACCAAAGCAAUUACAGAGCGGCAAAUGGAGCACGUAGAGUGCAAGAUGAGAAGAGCUAUCUGGCGCAGUCGAACGUGGACCCGCGCCUGGUUCAAUCUAACCACAAUCGGCAACUUUCAUUACAUCCUGUAGUUACCACUACGUCACAACAGACUUAUGUGCAGCACGGUUACGGACCUGACGAGGAUUACGAAGAUGAUGCGCUACCAGUUGUGAUGACCACAGCGGCUGUGCAGACUCAGAUUCCCACUCCGACAUCGUUCGAUCCCCUCUGGCCAACUCCAGCACCGGGACAGUUUUUCCACAGUGAUCCAAGGAAUCCGAAGAAGGUUGAAGACCCACGAUUCACAAAGUUUGGUGAAUUGGCGUCUGAGAACAAUAUCCCCUGUACAGCUUACACAGAUGACAUCUGCUACCAGCAGCAAGAAAAACUUGGUCGUGAAAAUGUGUCAAAAUGUUGUAAGAAGGGAAUUUAUCUUACGGAUGUUUGUAUGCCAGGAAAAUGCUCCAAUCACACCAUUCAACUUUGCUGUUUCCAGAAAUUUCUGCAGGCCCGCUACACAUGCUGCGAGGACGACGAGCAAUCGUUUGGCCCGGCCAGUACCAAUCAGUUCAGCAUGUGUUGUCACGACAAUUUCGUGAAUGAGGAUGAGUGUUGCGGCAAGGAGACUGCUGCAAGUUAUUGGCGAUCAGUACAUGAAGUCUGUUAUCCGAACACAAAAGUCGACUAUGCAGGGAUAAAGAUGGAAGUUCGUUUUGCCGAAGGUGUUCGUGUGGUGGACAUGAGUGAGAAUCGGGUCUGGGACUACGAAUGUCGCAAUGGUGUCAAUAGGACGCAAUACGCCUACAUACCUUGA